Molecule: messenger RNA, 1070 nt
Organism: Tarenaya hassleriana
Lineage: Eukaryota; Viridiplantae; Streptophyta; Magnoliopsida; Brassicales; Cleomaceae
Exons: 5
Coding region: 76-891 (271 amino acids)
Source: RefSeq, a predicted model, not a curated record
UGGUCGUCUCAAUGAGCGGCGGACAUUUGUCUUCGUACGUGAAGUCGCCAAUACGGGGAGCGGAGAACGACGACCAUGACGAUGCUUGUCCUCACCACUCCGACGGCGCGUGGACCUUUAUCCGGCCGAAAAUGCGCCGCCUCUACUUCCUCUCCCCUCAAAUUCAUCACCAAACCCGAUUCCGAUUUCUGCUCUUCUCGGGUCUCGGAUUCAUGCCCCGGCCUCGUCAAGCCUCCCCGGCGGCGCGUGGUCCUCACGCUCGCUAAAGCCGAUGGGAGCGUUAAUUCAAAACCCUCUACCUCCGUCUCUCCUCCCUCGCAGUCCCCGUUCGCUGGAGACGAGACCAUUUUCGUGGGUCAGGAGAAUGUUCCUCUCGAGGGCGUCAUCCAGUUUGACAAACCUAGUUCUUCGUCUUCUGUGAUCAGCAAAUGGGGUCGCGUGGCGCUACUUGCCGGUGGGGACGUGUUGGCUCUGCUUCUCUUCUCUGCAAUUGGGAGAUUCAACCAUGGACUCCCCCUGUUUAGCUUCGACAUUCUGCACACAGCUGAUCCUUUCAUCGCCGGAUGGUUCCUAAGUGCGUAUUUCUUGGGGGGUUAUGCCGAGGACGGGCGAGGGAUGAAGGGUCGGUCUAAGGCUGUUAUUGCCGCCGCAAAAUCUUGGAUUGCUGGAGUUCCGCUCGGCUUGGUCAUUAGGUCAGCUACUUCAGGGCAUAUUCCCCCUUCUAGCUUUAUCUUAGUGACAAUGGGAAGUACCGCUGUCUUGCUUAUCGGAUGGAGAGCACUAUUAUUCAGUGUUCUCCCUAAUGAGUCGAAGAAGAAGGAUGAUACGUAUAGACGAGGAAACCCAUUUGAACUUUUCGAGCUACUCACCUCAUUAAUACGAAGGUGGUGAGGGAGCCUCAAUCAAUGUUUGACCUUUCCAUCAACAGAUCAGUGUAUGUACUUUCCUUUGGCAGAGCUGUAAACAGGUUGUACAAGUUGUUGAAUAGAUUUUUGUUGAUAGGAAAAAUGGCCUCGGUAUAUCAUCGGCUAUACGACUCUAUAUUCAUCAUAGCGAUGCUCGAAUCGAUA